Molecule: messenger RNA, 1263 nt
Organism: Pterocles gutturalis (yellow-throated sandgrouse)
Lineage: Eukaryota; Metazoa; Chordata; Aves; Pterocliformes; Pteroclidae
Gene: RNF25
Product: ring finger protein 25
Exons: 7
Biological process (GO): protein ubiquitination
Cellular component (GO): nucleus
Molecular function (GO): protein binding; ubiquitin protein ligase activity
Source: RefSeq, a predicted model, not a curated record
CCCAACAAUGCUCCGGAAAUCUCAAUCAGGAACCCGCGGGGGCUGUCAGAUGAGCAAAUUCAAAAGAUUUCCCAGACCCUCAGAAGUGUUGCUGAAGCCAGGCUGGGGACAGAGAUGCUCUAUGAACUGAUUGAGAAGGGGAAGGAGAUUCUCACUGACAAUAACAUUCCUCAUGGCCAGUGUGUGAUCUGUCUCUAUGGAUUCCAGGAGAAAGAAGCCUUCACAAAGACCCAGUGCUACCACUACUUCCACUCUCACUGCCUGGCCCGCUACGCCCAGCACAUGGAGGAGGAGAUCCUCAUGCAACAGGAGGAGAGAGAGCAGCACUUGGCACCAUCCCCCAAACAGGAAGUCGGUGUGCAGUGCCCUGUCUGCCGAGAGACCCUGGUUUACGAUCUCUGUGCUCUGAAGGCAGCACCACCCCCGCAGCACCCGCUGGAGCCGUACAGGCCAGAUAUCAAGACGCUGGAGCAUCAGGAAGAACUGCGCCUAAUUUUCAAGAGACAGCAAGAGAAAGGGGGCAUCAUUGACCCUGAGGCAGAGAGGAACCGUUACUUCAUCAGCCUCCAGGCGCCUCCCACUGCUGUUGAUCCAGGUCAAGCGGCUGCUGUCUCUGAGCUGCCGGUGAGUGCAAGCCAAGCCUCGGCUCCAGAGCCAGCCGGGGCGCUGGAGGCCAGGGCAGAAACCAGGCGGCCUGAGAGGCCUGCUGUGCCCAGAGACCAACAGAGCAAGAGGGACAGGCACAGAGGGGAGAGGCCAGGCCCCAGAGGCCAGGGCAGGCAGUCAUGCGGUGGCUUGCAGGAACCGGCAGAGGAAGCCCGUCAUCCACUCCAUGGCUCCAGGGGCUUCAGCCGGAGACCAGAGUGGAGACCUGGUGGGAGGCACAACCAAGAGUUUCCAAAGCCUCACAGCAGAAGUAAGGCUGCUGCCUUGGCUGAAAGGAAGGAGUUGUGCCCUGAAGACCCCUCACCAGUAACAGAAGCAGUGGACUUGAAAGAAGAGCACUGUGAUGUGGAGAGAUGGGUGCCCGAGGAGGGAGCUGAGGCCCGGGGCAGGGAGAAGGAGAACCUCAUGUUCAACCGCAGUGACCACAGAGCAGCUCCCAGCUGGCAGGGCCACCACAGGCCCUGGGAUUGUGGGAGGUGGGAGAGGCCCAGAGUCCAGGAGCGUGGUUCCUACCCCAGAGCACCGAGAGGGCGAGGGGUGUUCAGGCCCAGUGGACAACGAGAAGCCCAUCUCCUUGAGAAGGAGAGUGGCUCCUAG